Molecule: messenger RNA, 1554 nt
Organism: Aspergillus thermomutatus
Lineage: Eukaryota; Fungi; Ascomycota; Eurotiomycetes; Eurotiales; Aspergillaceae
Gene: TIM50
Product: protein translocase subunit TIM50
Exons: 3
Coding region: 1-1554 (517 amino acids)
Molecular function (GO): phosphoprotein phosphatase activity
Source: RefSeq, a predicted model, not a curated record
AUGCUUAGCCGUGCUGUACUACCUUUAACGAGGCCCGGUGUCCUUACUUCCACUAUCCGCGCAUCAGCUCUCUCAGUUCCGAAAUCGCGAUGGUACGCAAAGAGCACUAAGCCCAAGGCUCCUUAUAAGCUGCCAGAAUCCGUCAAGCCUUCGCAGUCCGAACAGCCCUCGUCUACUCCCAAACCAGAAUACUCGGCGGAACAAACCGAGUUCGAUACAAAGGCGGAUCCAGCGAAGAACGCUGCGCCGGAGGCUUCUGAAGCUCCCGAAACAAAACCUCAACAACCGCUUCCCGACCUCACCCAGGGUAUUCCGUCCACUCUUGCCGCAGAAUUAGAAGGUCGUACGAAGAAAUAUGGACAGACUUCAUUGAAUCUCACAGAGGACCCUUCGCGUUCCGAAGAUUAUACCGAUGAUGGCCGAGGUGAUAUUCCCAAGGAUGGCUACGUCUCCUCGCUCGAUCGCCGCAGGGCUCGUAUGGCCAACUUAAUGUACGCCCUUUUCCUCUUAGCCGGCGCUGGAGGAGUGGCUUACUUGGGACGGAACUGGGAGACGGAAGAAGAAGCGAAGGCCCACCCCGACAUUCCGUCCGGCUGGAGCUUCUCGCUCUGGUACAACCGCAUGAAGGCUCGUUUGAGCGAUAUCACCAGCUACUACAAGGAUCCCGCUUUCCCGAAGCUGCUCCCUGAUGAGGACCCUAAUCUCCGCCAGCCUUACACGCUUGUCCUCAGUCUGGAGGAUCUGCUUGUGCAUAGUGAGUGGAGCCGUGAACACGGAUGGCGCGUUGCCAAGCGGCCAGGUGUCGACUACUUCCUUCGUUACCUGAACCAGUACUACGAGCUUGUUCUCUUCACUAGUGUCCCCAGUAUGAUGGCAGACCAGGUUCUUCGGAAGCUCGACCCCUACCGUAUCAUCCGUUGGCCACUAUUCAGAGAAGCUACCAGGUACAAGGAUGGUGAAUACAUCAAGGACCUGUCAUACCUGAACCGCGAUCUGUCCAAGGUGAUCCUGAUUGAUACCAAGGAGGAGCAUGCGCGCCUGCAGCCGGAGAAUGCCAUUAUUCUCGACAAGUGGCUUGGUGACCCCAAGGACAAAAACCUUGUUGCACUGAUUCCCUUCCUCGAAUACAUUGCUGGUAUGGGUAUCGACGAUGUGCGCCCUGUAUUGAAGUCAUUCGAGGGUACUUCCAUCCCUGUUGAAUUCGCCAAGCGCGAGAAGAUCAUGCGUGAGAAGUUCGAAAAGGAAAUGGAGGAGGAGCAGAAGAGGCGGCCCAAGCGGGGAGUGGGCAGCCUGGCAUCUGCUCUGGGCUUGAAGUCUACCCGCACGCUGGACGGCGAACAGAGCCCAUCCGAGGGCCUGGCUCAAGGCAAGAUGCUCUGGGACCAGAUCCGUGAACGAGGCCAGAAGAAUUACGAGAUGAUUGAGAAGGAGAUCCGUGAGAACGGAGAGAAGUGGCUCGCGGAGAUGGCCGCGGAAGAGGAGAAGGCUCGUCAGGAACAAAUGAAGAUGAUGAAGGGUUCCUUCACCAGCAUGUUUGGUGCUGGUAAGCAGUAA